AUGCAGCUCAAUACUCGCCUUCUCUCGCUUUCCGCGUUCAUUCUCCUCGCGCAGCAUACCUAUGCACAGACCCCUUCAGGCGAGACGAUCCCCUACACAGACCUCUUCCCGAAUGCGGACCCGCAGGGAGCUACGAACUGCACUCUGCAGCUUGUCACAAGCGCGACGGACGUGACGGACCCCGACGCUGGUGAGGACGGGGGCGUUGGGUCCUCAACGUUCGAUGGAACGGCCGACGGGAGCGACCCGAACAGCCAGUCUUUUGCAGAGGUCGUGAUUGACUCGCCGAACGAGAGCUCGGUGUCGUCUAUGAACCCGCAGUCGGACUGGCGCGUUGUUGGGUGCAACACUCACAGUGACCAGCCUCAGAAUGUACUCGCUUACUGCUCCAAGGCGAUGGAUGACCCAAAGUCGGGAUGUGGGCACGUCUUCCUCGGCAAAGCAGAGCACACCAUCGUCGCGAUGCCAGCGGAAUGUGGUCUCGGCCCGUACGCACGCGUCAGCAAGCUGGAGCCGCACCCGGACCAGUCGCUCGCAAAGCAGUUCGCAGGCGAGGACAAACCCGAGAACGAGCCGAUGUACCACUUCGCAUUCGACUACGAGUUCACUGACAUUCCGGAGGAUAAUGGCCCUGUGUACAUGCGCAUCGAUGCAUCAAACAUGAUGGACUUCUGGGACAACAUCGUCGAGUCCCCGCCCGAGCGCAGACAGUGGCUCGAAGAACGUGGUCUAUGGGAGGAUAAACCCUCUAAGCGCGGUUUAUGGGACACCUUCACAUCCUGGGUUAAGAAAACCACUACGAUUACGUCCCAGAAGGGUGGCGGAAACACGUACAAGUGGGACGACAAGUUCAAUCUCACCAAGCUCUACACUAAGGACGUUGGCUCGGGUGGCUCUAGAGACCUUGUAUUGACCCUGUCUUCUUUAGUCAGCGGAUCUUUCGACUUCGAGAUUGACGCGCAUGCUUCACUCAGUGCCAAGUACGGAUACUACGUCCAGGGCAGCGUUAUUCCUCCUGCUAUCGACAAGGCGUACUUGUACUUCACGUCCAAUGCCCAUGCCGAUGCAGGAAUCUUGAUCAAGGGCGAGGCCAAAGCUUCGUACAAGUCUCAACGUCUCCAGGUUGCCAACCUCGGCUUCCCUGGUCUUUACUACCCUGGUCUCAUUACGAUUGGCCCUGCUCUCAACAUCGAAGCCUACCUCGCUGGAUCUCUGACUUUAAGCGGAAAAUUCGAGACGCGCUUGACAAUCGACCUCCCUCUGGCUAACUUUGCGUUCGGAAAACAAGGCGACGAUCAGGAUCCCCAGCCCAUCACCACUAUCGCCGGUCCCUCUGCUCCCACCGUUAGCCAAGACGUCAACAUCCAGUUCGGCCUCCAAGGCGACCUAUCUGUUCAUCUUGUCCCUCAGCUCCAGUUUGGCAUCAAGCUCCUCGGCGGCAAGCUACUCGAUGCGCAGAGCUUCAUUGGUGUCGACGUUGGCGGCGGCAUCACGCUUGAUGCUGGUGUGGGCACUGGAACUAGCCCUCAUGCAUGCAUCACCCCCUACAUUGACAUUCUAUUCGAGGCUGGUCUGAGGGGCAGUGUACUGUACUGGAAGCCAAAGCCCGCGAGCUACAAGAUCUUCCAGGAAAAAUACCCAUUCGACUCUGUCAAACAGUGUCUCGGUAACACCUCCAAGCGCGACAUGCUCGACAAUUUCGGCGUCGAAGACGUGGACGAGUUCCUCGCUCUUGACGAAAUACCCUACAAAGUCAUUGAUGCACGCAACACUGAUUUCAUGGACGAUACUUCCUUCGAUACUGUGCCAGCCCUCGGCUCAGGCUUUGAUGCCAAACCCUCCCGCGUUUACCGCAACAUGAUCGUUUCGGCCUAA
This is a messenger RNA of Coniophora puteana RWD-64-598 SS2, 1875 nucleotides long. RefSeq lists its product as uncharacterized. Lineage: Eukaryota; Fungi; Basidiomycota; Agaricomycetes; Boletales; Coniophoraceae. The transcript is spliced from 15 exons. The coding region runs from base 1 to 1875 and encodes 624 amino acids. The record is from RefSeq and is a predicted model, not a curated record.